AUGGCCCCAAUCAACACCACCCUAUCUCCACGACAAUCCACCGCCUCAUCCACCACCAGCUGCCCAAACAGUCUCUCCAGCGGGGCCAUUGCUGGCAUUGUCAUCGGCACGAUCGCAGGCACGCUGCUGAUCCUCUGGCUCAUCCGCCUGUGCCAGCUGCCUGGCGCGUGGAGUUUCGGCGGCGAGCCUGACCCUGGCUACCGGCCGCCGGUUACCCGGACUCACGGUCGCAGACGGCGUCGGCGCCCGUCGGUCGUGGAGUACACGGAGAAACCUGUUUCGCGCCGGUACCCGACGGAUGUGCGCCGGCCGGAGAGGGUGUAUGUGACUUGA
Messenger RNA from Penicillium riverlandense, 333 nucleotides. RefSeq lists its product as uncharacterized. The transcript has 2 exons. The record is from RefSeq and is a predicted model, not a curated record. Lineage: Eukaryota; Fungi; Ascomycota; Eurotiomycetes; Eurotiales; Aspergillaceae. The coding region runs from base 1 to 333 and encodes 110 amino acids.